This is a messenger RNA of Osmerus eperlanus (European smelt), 4046 nucleotides long. RefSeq names its product suppressor of cytokine signaling 7-like. Gene Ontology annotation, cellular component: phosphatidylinositol 3-kinase complex. NCBI's taxonomy places the organism in Eukaryota, Metazoa, Chordata, Actinopteri, Osmeriformes, Osmeridae. Gene Ontology annotation, molecular function: 1-phosphatidylinositol-3-kinase regulator activity. Gene Ontology annotation, biological process: phosphatidylinositol phosphate biosynthetic process; intracellular signal transduction. The transcript has 10 exons. The coding region runs from base 441 to 3044 and encodes 867 amino acids. The record is from RefSeq and is a predicted model, not a curated record.
CGGAAGUGAGAGGAGAGACCGGUGGGGUAUUAGGGGUGAGGUGAGUCGAGAGGAGGGAGAGACAAGAGAGAGAGAGAGGUUUCGGGGUCCGUGCUAUAACAGGAAGCCAAGCGCACGGGCCGCCCAUGAUCGGUCAGAAGAAGCAGAUUAUUGAUGUCGUCUAUGCGCAGCCGCCCCGCGAGCCGCCCAUUACAUCCAUGUUGUCUACCGAAUGGGAUUCGGUGUCAGCAGCACUGGCAGAGCGUUUCACAUGUCUCAUUUGUUUAUUUGCGUAACGUUUGCUGGAUUUAUUCCGCUGGCAGUUCCGAACUUUAAAUGGCUCUAGUGUGUGUAGAACGAAGGGUUUUCUGUUAGCUACCGUUAUGUUUAUUUUUAUCAAUGUUAUGUAAGGACGUAGAGACGGUGCGCGGCGCCUCUUGUACCGAAUUGAGGGAGUAAUAAUGAAUAACGCGCAAGAUAUGUCUCCAGAUUUUGUCUUGAUGCGCUUGGUGUCUGCGGCCGAAUAUGACCGCUUGGACGAGGAUAAUUUGAUGUCUGCCGGUGGAGUGGUUUCCGGAUUCGGUAAAGCCGUCUUGGGUCAUCAUGGCAACAAUAUCAACAAUGGGUUUGAAUUUGAUCCGAACAACCCCACAGCAGGCCCAACACACCAGGGCAAUCCCUCCCCGCACUAUAGUUCGCAGCUCGAGAGCCAGUUGGAGGCGCUUGAUAGCGGUGUGAUGCUGACUCGACCACCGGCGCCAGAUGCUCCUCCGCCACCCGACUUCGCCGUGGCUCAGCGCUUUGAUUUCCCGCACGGCGUGGGCCGGGGAUCGCGGGCUCAGCUAAUGGUGUUCCAGAACCUCCUACGGUCGAGCGACGGUAUUCUGGAAUGCGGCCUGGACCCGCCCGGCUUCCAGGUGAGCGACGCCGAGAAACAGGAGGCUAGCCCGGCGCGUGUCACCACCACCGCCGCCACGACCACAGGCGAACACAUCACAAACUGCAGCGCCGACCUGCAACACCACAGGCUCCAGUGGCACCCGAUGCUGAAGCUAUCCCAGGCAGUGGCAGACGAGCUACCUUCAGUGACAGAGGGAGGGGGGCUGUGCCACCGCCACCAGCUCGUCCCAGACACCAUAGACUGGCCCCCGAUCCUGGACAAGACCCUGCACUUCAGCCUCCUGGACCCCCGCAGGGCGUGCCCCCCGGGGGGAGAGGGGGACCCGGUGCUGACCCUGGCCCGGAGGCUGGGCGAGCUGGGCCAGGCCUCAGACCUCCUGCUGAGGGAGGUGGGGGAGGGCCCCUGCUGCUCCUGCCACAGCCUGCUGGCCUCCUCCAUGGUGCACGGGGAGGACCCCAGCGAGGCCAGCGACGCACUGCUGGUGCUGGAGGGGCUGGGGGCCGAGGAUUUGGGGGCGGAGGGCUUCAAGGGGGGAGCGUCGUCGGGGGAGGAGGGGGUGGAGGGCGGGCAGGGGGCGGCGGCGGGGGGGGCCUUCUCCAGCAGCUCUCUAUCGGGGCUGAUGAGGCAGGUGCAGAGGCUGACGGGGGAGGCGUGUUGCGACCCCCAGGUGUGUCACCCCCCCCUGGACACGCCGGGCUCCUCCCCCGGGGCGCCCCGGCUCCGAUCAGACCCCCCCGCCGCCGCCACCCGGUCCACCUCCGCAUCCCCCAGCCUGGCCGACCUCCAGCCCGCCCCGGCCCCCCCGUCCGCCCCCUCCGCCCCGCUCUACACCCCCCAGUCCCAGUCCCAGCCCCAGAGCCGGGCCACCACGCCCAAGCUCGGGGUGCUGGCCGGGGCAGGGGGGCGCGCACCCUCCCCCCUGGUGGUGGAAGGGGCGGCGCGGUGCUCCGGAGGGGGCGAGGGGGAGAAGACCCCCAGGGGGAAGUCGAGGAAGGGGGGGUCUCUGAAGUUCCGUCUCAGCAAGCUGUUCAGGACCAAGAGCAGCAGCGGCUCCAGCCACCUGCUGGACAAGAGGCCGUCCCUGGCCUCCUCCACCUCGUCUGGGGGCAGCCUGGUGGACGUCUGGGGGUCCUCCUGCAGCUCCACAGACCAGGACGCUGGGAGUAGACAGUUGCUCUCCAGGCCUCAGAGUGCCUUCUCUCCAGUUCCCUUCAGUCCAGCCUUCACUGGUGAGACUGUGUCCCUGGUAGACGUGGAUAUUUCUCGGAGGGGGGUGAGCUCUCUUCAUCCCCCGACUCCCCCGCCUCCGCCGCGGCGAAGCCUCAGCCUUCUGGACGACUUUGGAGGUCCGGUGCAACCUGGCCCUUUCCUGGAGCGCAGCGUGGGGGCGUCCAUGCAGUCCCUCCCCCCUCGGCCUCUGCUGCCCUCCCUGAGCACCAUCCAGCACAGCCUCAGCCUCAACGAUACGUUCCUGAGGGGGCUCCCCAGGCCGGUGCCCCUGCCGGGGGCUGGGCCCCCCUCCUCCAGGCUCCCCCAGCGGCCCACGUUGUGCCCCCUCAGCCGGCCAGACGCCAGCAGCUUCACCACCAGCCUGAGAGAGCUGGAGAAGUGUGGCUGGUACUGGGGCCCUAUGAACUGGGAGGAUGCUGAGAUGAAGCUGAAGGCCAGGCCGGACGGGUCCUUCCUGGUCAGAGACAGUUCAGACCCACGCUACAUCCUCAGCCUCAGCUUCAGGUCUCAGGGGGUCACACACCACACCCGCAUGGAGCACUACCGAGGUACCUUCAGUUUGUGGUGUCACCCUAAGUUUGAGGACCGUUGUCACUCUGUGGUGGAGUUUAUCGAGCGUGCCAUCAUGCACUCCAAGAACGGGAAGUUUCUUUACUUCCUGCGGUCACGAGUACCUGGCCUGCCCCCCACCCCGGUGCAGCUCCUCUACCCUGUGUCUCGGUUCAGCAGCGUCAAGUCUCUGCAGCACCUCUGUCGCUUCUGCAUCCGCCAGCAGAUCAGGAUCGACCACAUCCAGGAGCUUCCUCUGCCCACGCCUCUCAUCAUCUACCUGAGGAAGUUCUACUACUACGACCCCGAGGAGGAGAUGUACCUGUCAAUCAAGGACACAGGGCGGGGCCACACCACUCAGGAGGGGGUGGAGUCUCAGACGUAGCGCUCCAAUAUCAUUGGUUGAAUUUUAUUAAAUAGGUGGAAAGUUGACCGGUGGACUGAAGGUGACUGUGAUUGGAUACAGUCUUGCAUCACGUGAUAGACUGCAACCAAUCAGAGCUCUCCAUUGGCGCUGUAUCCAGGCAGCUUUGGCGGUGGUUUCAGAUGAUCCACCUAUCCUGGCUCUCUGAUCGUCGCACAGAGAGAGGAGGAGGGGAGGGGAUGAGGAGCCCUGCCUGGCUGAUGAUGUCAUCACUAAGCGCCGCCGGGACAACAACUAGAGGUUACUAGCCCUCGUCCUCAGCCCGGACUAGACUUUUAAUGCAACGCUGUCAAAACAGAACUUCACACUGGGAACUUUUACUGAUUUAGGACGCUGCGAGGAGCCCUGUUGACUGGGUAACCCUGAACUCCUGACUGUCGGAGGUGAACUUUUGAUUCCGAUUCAUGUUCGGGAUGCCAUAAUGCACUGGUUUUGUGUUUGUGCUCUGAAACGGCGUGACAGGAGAGAGCAGCUGCCUGAGGUUUGGAGAGUAGACUGCUGUCUCACAGUUCUGGCCCAGCCAUGGCCGGCAGACUAGGACUGGGAGACCAGGGCUGGGAGACCAGGGCUGGGAGACCAGGGCUGGGAGACCAGGGCUGGGAGACCAGUGCUGGGAGAUCAGGGCUGGGAGACCAGGACUGGGAGACAUGGGACUUUUACUUUCCUUCUUUAACUGUUUGGUUGCUCUCAGUUUGACCUGCAUCUUAGGACUGGCUGUAGGGUCUACGCUAACAAGCGUGUGUGUGUGUGCAUGUGCGUGUGCGUGUGUGUGUGCAUGUGCGUGUGUGUCGGCUGCCUGGGUGUAUGUGUAAAUACUGUAUGUUGGAGUUACUGGUCGCUGGCCAGUUUUUUCAGGUGGUGUAGCAUCCCUGCUGACUCUGGAGCAGAACUGGAAUUCUCUUGCUAGACUGUCGUUGGACCCUCGUGUUACCAGAGUAAAUUAUAAUAAAACUGUGGAUGGAA